UCUCUCUCUCUCUCUCAAGCGAGACAAGAGAGAGAGAGAAUGCAGUUGUUAGCGCGUCCCCCUCCUCCUCCUUAUCACAAUUUCACUCCAAAACAGCAUCCUCUCUUCCUCCCUCACUAUUCCUCCUCCUCCUCCUCUCCCAGCCACCACCACCACCACCUCCGCCGCCGCCGCGACUUCGCCGCCUCAACCCUACUCUUACUCCUCAUUGCCCCCGCCGACGCAUUGAGUGCCGACACCACAACCAAUUGCCACCCUCCAACCCCCACCACCAGCAAAGCGUUUCUAGACAUAUCCAUAGAUGGAGACCCCAUUGGUCGGAUUACCAUUGGCCUCUACGGCGAUGCUGCCCCAGCCGGCUCCGCCCGGUUCCGCAGCCUUGUCAGCGGUGCCGCCGGUGUGAGCUACCGCCGCAAAGACUUCAUCAGAAUCACACCCAACUACGUGCAGCAUGGAGGAGUUCGAUCCUACGGCAUCGAUGCUGAGCUGGCGCAAAAGCGGCAGGGGAGCAAUUUCGGUGCCGAGAGCCUCCUCAGCGAGUGGGAGAAAGCAGCAGCAGCCAGCGAAGCCGAGGAAUGUAAGACUAAGACGAGGAAUGUGGCCGGGAGCGUUAGCAUUAUCGUGAGGAAUCCAUCAAAGCCACCCCCGAAGAUGAAGGUGGUGGCGCGACAAGGGAAGCUGGAGAUAGAUCAAGAAGAGGUCGGGGUCGACCCCAAUGGCACCGAGUUUGUGAUCGCCAUUAAGGACUCCCCGGAGUUGGACCCGUCAGCUUUGGUGGUGGGAAAAGUCCUGCAAGGAAUGGAUAUUGUGGAGAGAAUCGGACAAGUGAAGACCGUGCAAGAGAAUUCAUCGUCCCCCUAUUUCAGGGUCGCAAAGCUGAUCGGAGACAAGAGAGCAGUGGUAGCAGAAAGGGGAUUUAACAGACCUUACUCAAAGGUGGUUGUCACCAACUGUGGAUUGAUCGAAUGAAUGACUCUUGGACGCUCCAUCCGACAUAUGCCCGGGAUUGCUCGUCUGUCUCUUUGUAAUGAUAGACUACUGUUUCUACACCAACAUUUGUUGCUGCUAUUCCAAUGUGUCAGCCAUGACAAACAAAACCAUGAAUACGAUCCAAAAGAAGGUGAGGGCAAAAUUCCCCAUUGAAUAAAAAUUUCAACUCGCCUUUACAGUACAA
Molecule: messenger RNA, 1174 nt
Organism: Andrographis paniculata
Lineage: Eukaryota; Viridiplantae; Streptophyta; Magnoliopsida; Lamiales; Acanthaceae
Product: peptidyl-prolyl cis-trans isomerase CYP26-2, chloroplastic
Exons: 2
Coding region: 40-969 (309 amino acids)
Biological process (GO): protein peptidyl-prolyl isomerization
Cellular component (GO): chloroplast
Molecular function (GO): peptidyl-prolyl cis-trans isomerase activity
Source: RefSeq, a predicted model, not a curated record